UAGACUACUCAAAACAACAAAAAUUGGAAUAAGAGUAAAUAAGACCAUAACUACUCCCAAACAUAUUUCUUUUUAAAAAAUGAGGAGAUUAUGAUGCUGCAAACAUACAAAUAUGAAAUAUAUACAGAAAGUCUAAAGAUAGAGAAAAAUAAGGGAAGAAAAAGCUUGUAAAUUGAACGCAAAAAAAAAUCAUUGAUUCAACGUAAAAAAUGGGUGAUACUGGUUUGUUAUUACUCUCGGAUUUCGUGCUCUCAUUUAUGUGGGUAUGUUCAGGUGUUUUUGUCAAAAUCUUUGUCUUCAAAUUUCUCGGAUUUCAUCACGAUUUUAUCGGAGAAAUUGUUAAGUUGUGUUUUUCUCUCCUAAAUCUUUUCUUCUUCGCAUUUUUGGGUAAAAUUGCUAAAGGUGGUGCGUAUAAUCCUCUCACUGUUUUGGCUUCCGCAAUUUCUGGGGGUUUUAGUCGGUUUUUGCUAUCUGUUGGUGCACGAAUUCCAACUCAGGUGCUUGGAGCCAUUUAUGGGGUGAAGUUCCUGAUCUAUAUGUUUCCCGAAAUUGGCAAGGGACCUAAGCUGAAUGUCAACAUUCAUCAAGGCGCGUUGACUGAAGGAUUGCUAACCUUUAUGAUUGUUUCUAUUUCUUUGUCAUUAGCAAGAAGCAUUCCUGGGAGUUUUGUGAGGAAGACUUGGAUUUCUAGCCUUUCCAAGCUCACACUCAACAUUCUAGGCUCAGAUUUAACCGGUGGAUGCAUGAAUCCAGCUUCUGUGAUGGGAUGGGCAUAUGCUCGUGGUGAUCACAUAACUAAGGAGCACAUCUUUGUCUAUUGGCUUGCUCCUAUUGAGGCAACCUUAUUGGCUGUAUGGAUCUUCAUGGUUUUGUUUCCCAAAGCUAAAGAAAAGUCGGACACAAAGCCAAAAUCCGAAUGAUCUCCUGAACAGUCUGCACAAUUGUUUUCCCCUUGAAUUUUUGUCUUUGGAUCCUACGUAAAUAUGACGAUAGGAAUUAUGAAUAUUGUCAAAUACUAUCAUGUAUGGGAACAUUUCCCUGUUGUAUUAAUUUCCACAAAACAAGAUGUAAAGUUUCUUCAGAAUUCUGAUGCGAGAAUGCGAUUUGCAAUUGCAUCUUUAUCGUCUCUCCAUCUAUCAAUACUUGUGUGCAUCUCAAA
This is a messenger RNA of Beta vulgaris subsp. vulgaris (sugar beet), 1159 nucleotides long. Its product is annotated as probable aquaporin SIP2-1. The transcript is spliced from 3 exons. The record is from RefSeq and is a predicted model, not a curated record. Gene Ontology annotation, biological process: transmembrane transport. The coding region runs from base 210 to 920 and encodes 236 amino acids. Gene Ontology annotation, molecular function: channel activity. NCBI's taxonomy places the organism in Eukaryota, Viridiplantae, Streptophyta, Magnoliopsida, Caryophyllales, Amaranthaceae. Gene Ontology annotation, cellular component: membrane.